This is a messenger RNA of Pararge aegeria (speckled wood butterfly), 7742 nucleotides long. RefSeq names its product ubiquitin carboxyl-terminal hydrolase 32 (gene Usp32). Gene Ontology annotation, molecular function: cysteine-type deubiquitinase activity; calcium ion binding. The transcript has 26 exons. NCBI's taxonomy places the organism in Eukaryota, Metazoa, Arthropoda, Insecta, Lepidoptera, Nymphalidae. The record is from RefSeq and is a predicted model, not a curated record. Gene Ontology annotation, cellular component: Golgi apparatus. Gene Ontology annotation, biological process: protein deubiquitination. Bases 98 to 5209 code for a protein of 1703 amino acids.
CGUUGAUCAUAGGACGUGCGCUGUCAGCUGUAAUAUUUUUUUAUUUCUUUGUAUUUAUUACGCCUAAAAAUGUUGUGAUCACUAUAAAUACGUGAAUAUGGGUGUGAAAGAUUCUAAGCCAAGUUUUAUCUCAUACGACGAUGCAGCAAAGCGAGUGUCUGAUAGUGAGUUGAGGCGUAUACGUGAGGCGUUCAAGAGAUGCGCCGGGGCGAAUGGUUCGGCCUUGAGUUUGCAGGCUUUCGUCCAUGAAGUGCUGUGUGAUGGAGUCCCGCAUGAAGUAUCCGAAUGGUUGUACCAGGCUUGUGGUGGCACCAAACGGGGCAUUACAUUUAAAGACUUGCUUUGUGGUGUAGUUGUUCUCACGAAAGGCAACAUCGAGGAAAAAAUAAAGUUCCUCUGGACACUAUAUGUCAACAAUCAAAGUGAUAAUGGCACAUACAUUUAUAAAAGAGAUUUCGCGCGAGCUUUGCAUUUGGAGAACACAUCCCUACAUGUAACAGAAGCCCACCGGACUAUAGAGAUAUUAACAAGUUUGUUUGGAAGUGGUGAAAAGGUCACGUUCGACCAGUUCCGUUCUUGGCUUCUCAUACAUAAAGAUGCUACAGUGCUGUCUAAGUGGUUGCUUUGUGAUAAAGGCAAUGUGGCACAAGACUUAGAGACACCAACGUUUUACCAGAGCCUUGCUGGUGUCACACAUCUGGAGGAAAGGGAUAUAAUAGAGCUAGAGAAAUGUUUUUGGUCCCUUCGCAAUGCAGCACCAACUGGGGAGUUGGAUGCGACGAGCAUGCGAGGUCUCCUGUCGCCACCAUUACCCCGAGCCGCAUUCGAGGGCACUUUCCUCGCCUUUGACGAGAACAGAGAUGGACAUAUUGAUUUCAAGGAACUAUGCUGUGGACUCAGCGCUGCUUGCAGAGGUCCUACUACUGAGAGGCUUAAAUUUUGCUUCAAGAUAUUUGAUCUCGAUCGAGAUGGGAUCCUCAAUAAGAAGGAGCUCAUCGACAUGGUUGGAAUCCUCUGCACUGUUGCCAACGAAGCUCUCAAGAAUCAGGGUUCCAGGAGUUCAACGCCCUCUGACGGAGAAUCUGAAAGCGAGAAGUGCUUCGACCCAGAGGUUAUCCUGCUCAACUUGAGAGACAAGCUUAUUACUGUUCCAAACGAAGGAAGGAAACCUGUGUUUCGUUUGGGGUCUACGAAUGAGGAUAUUGUUAUGCUAAGUGAGCAGACACCAGAAGCACCGAAAGAAGAUGAGGGUAUAAUUGGAUCUGAGAUGGCGUUGCGUCUAGAAGAGUUUCUUAUAUGGAGUGUGGAGGUCGCAGAGGCAUUAGUUUCACCCUUCCUUGAGCUGCUUUUUGAUGUGUGCCAUGUAGUACUGGGCCUGAGACCGCAGUGUAGACAUCGUGAGCGAGAUAUUGUAUUGGGUUGGGUGCGUCGCGAGACUUGCCGUGGCCUAGCGGUUGGGCAAUUCUGGUACUUGGUAUCGGCGGAGUGGUGGAACGCGUGGCUUCUUUACGCAUCUGCAGCCCCGCAUUCGUGCUGUCGAGCGACACGACCACAUCUAGAUGAUGCAGUCGUAUGUGACGACAGCUUUACCACCAAUUCUACGGAAUCAAUGGGCUCCUUACUAUGGCGAGCUGAGAGUACGUCACUAGGCAGCGCUGGUGGUAGCAGCGGAGUAAGCAGCGGUAUUGGGCGUGGUCCACCCCAUCCUGGCGCCGUUGACAACUCGCGACUAUUGGCCCCCGGCGCCGCGCCCGCAAGGACAUUGACCGGGGAAGGCGGCCAUUUACGAAGAGAUAUAACUCUAGCACAGCAUAGGGACUUCGAGCUAGUUCCCGACGCUUUGUGGCGUGCAUUAGCCUUGUGGUAUGGGGCACCCGACCCACUACCCAGACAGGUUAUAAGACCUCCGAACUCUGAUGUGGAAUUGGAACUGUACCCACUACAGUUGAAGAUUUUGCGUCACGUCCCUAGUCCGCAAAGAACAACAUCUCUUAGCGCAAUAGGUGCUAUGGGCGCAGCGGGCAUGGGUAGUGUUGGAGGUGCUAUGUGCGCACCCUCUCCUCCGGAAAGACAGCUCGCUUACACGGCCGCUUUCUCAAGACUUGCCACUGUUAAACAGGUGACAGAAUUCCUAUGUGGUGCAUUGGGUCUAGCACGCGAGGAUGUCCGUCUGUGGGCGCUCGGGAACAGCGCUGGAAGUGGCUGCGGCAGCGCUGCAUUGCUUCUGGACGAUGAACGGCCAACGCUUCAAGCGCUGCGUUUGGACGAACGGACAAGACUGCUGCUUGAAGUUCGGAAUCCGGACCUCACUUGGCCAGAGGAGAUCGGUGCUUUAGGUGCGAGUAGUGGUGCCGGUAGCAGUCGAUGGGCAGAGCGUCGUGAAACUUUGACCGUAUCGCAAAUGGCUGGAGCCACCGGCCUCCACAAUCUCGGCAACACUUGCUAUAUGAAUGCAGCACUACAAAGCGUAUGGAACACAGGCCCGCUUACACAGUAUUUUAACUCGGGAAUGCACAUGUAUGAAGUUAACACCAGUAACCCUCUCGGCACUAAAGGAGUGUUGGCGGUGCGGUAUGGCGAACUGUGCAAAGAGGUAUGGUCAUGCAGUGCACGUUCAGUAGCACCAUUGCGUGUGCGUUGGUGCGUAUCCAGGCACGCACGUGCGUUGGCCGGAGGCGGACAACAUGAUGCACAAGAACUACUGGCGUGGCUGUUGGACGCGUUACAUGAAGAUCUCAACAGGGCCGCCCCUCCGCCUCGAUCACCGCUCCCUUCUGCCUCAGAUUCUGACAGCCGACCUGACCAGGUUGUUGCAGCGGAAGCAUGGGCAGCGUACGCGGCUCGCAACGACUCCAUAAUGACGGAACUGUUCUACGGACAGCUCAAGUCCAAAGUGCGGUGUUGCUCGUGCGGCCGCGAGUCCGUGCGAUUCGAUACUUUCAAUAUGCUCAGUUUACCGCUACCCAUGGAGUCAUAUGUACGCGCCACUGUUAGAGUAAUUCUGUUGGACGGCUCGGUUCCAGUAAAAUAUGGAGUAAGGAUUAACUCUGAAGGCACGUACUUAGACUUGAAGAAGAAUUUGUCGGAAUUAUGCGGUUUAUCGUCGGAGCUAAUGCUGCUUGUGCUGUUAGCUGGGGCUACUAUUGGACGCGUGCUUGAGGAUGGUGCAAAAGUUACUGCCAAUACUGCGCAGGAACUUUUCGUGUACGAACUACCCGCGCCUGAUACGGAUUCCAGUGACGGGGAAGAUUCGCUGCCGACCUUAGAUUACACAAACGAACUGGAGGAAACGGACUCCGGUGUAACGGAGGGGUCAGCGGACGCGGACGGCGACGGCACCGCGUCAAGUUCGGCGGAGUACUCUGCGGAGGGCGAGGCACGUGCAGCCGGCGAGGUGAGUGUGGCGCACGCCGCCUCCUCCUCGCUCUGCAUGCCUGCACUCUUCUGCUUUAAGCGAUCGCGUUCGGAAAUUCUUAUGUCCCAGAGUCCACCAGACACACUAUACGGAGAACGCCACACUUUACCAAGAGGGACGCGGCUUAACCACUCGCCAACGCCAAGUGUGCGUUCGUUAAACGUGCGGAACGCGCCGCGGUUCUCGAGCGUCAAAUUCGCAUCGUCACCUGCUCAUAUGUACAGACUGAACCACUUCAGUGACUCGCCGUCAUACGAUAACGCACAUUACCUAGUCGCAGUUCACAGGAAACAAGUGGCCGGAGAAGCGUAUUUGGUGCCAUGGCAAAGAGCGAGGCUCGCUCUGUUCGGUGUGCCGUUGGUGGUACGCGCCGCGCCCGGUGCGUCCGGACGCGAGUUGUACGCGCGAGUGUGGACGCACGUCGCCCGACUGUUGUCCGCACGCCCCGCCACCCGAGCCAACCAUGCAACUGACUGCGACGACAGCCUGGGCUACGAGUUCCCGUUCACGUUGCGCGUGGUGGGCGGGGAUGGGUUGUGGUGCGCCAUUUGCGCAUGGCCUGCUCUGUGCCGCGGAUGUGCGCUCCCCACCGACGAUGCGCCACUCGUUGCUUGCAAUGGCACAGUUCGAGCGAGACGGCGAUCGGCCGGUGCCCGUCCCGAUGUCCCAGACACUAACUCGCCGAUAGCGAAGGCCAAACUAUACAGGCAGACCAGUGCACGACUCACAGACGUCGAGAACGACAUUCGGUUAGGCGGCGGCGAGAUUCGACGGUUGGACAUCAACGCGUUGCGAAACGUCCGCGGAAGGGUAAUGCUCGCUAUCGACUGGGACCCCACAGCCCUACAUCUGCGGUACCAGACCACCCGGGAAAAGACGUGGAUAGAGCAUGGGUCGGUGGCUGAAUGCGAGGCCGCGGCGUGCAGGCCAAUCGACCUGGCCAGUUGUCUCCGCGCGUUCACCUCCGAAGAGCGUCUCGAGCAACGGUACCACUGCGCCGCGUGUCGAAGCGCACAGCCCGCCACCAAGAAACUACAGAUAUGGAGGCUUCCACCUAUCAUUAUAAUUCAUUUGAAACGUUUCCAAUACGUGAACAACAAAUGGAUAAAAUCCCACAAAGUAGUCAAUUUCCCAUUCCAAGAUUUUGAUCCGACGCCAUUCCUAGCUUCCGUGCCGCAGGAAACCAUCCUCAGGCACACGGAGUUGAAGAAUUUGUCCAAGAGACGCUCAUCUAUGUUCGUUGAUGUCGACGACCAUAUAUCCGAGAGCGAUACGGAGAAUUCCGAUGAUGAGGCUCUUAAAUCCUAUGAUGCAAGUUCCAAUGACCCAUCGAAGAGGACAAACAAAUACGAAAAGAGGAAACGGGAGUCGAUGGAAGUUAAAGGCAGACAGAGACUUGAGUCGACAAGUUUAACCGCAACCCCCGUUCUGGAUGAUAAUCUGGUGGACUACCAUCAACAUCAUCUGAAGCCUGAUCAGGACACCUUCGAUUUGAAGUACAGAUUGUACGCUGUUGUGUCACACUCAGGUCAACUAAGCGGGGGACACUACGUUGCGUACGCACGUAACCCAUCGGGCGCUUGGUUGUGCUACAACGACAGUUCGUGUCGGGAGCUGCCCGCACGUCCCCAACCUCCACUGGACCCCGCUGCCGCGUACCUUCUUUUCUACGAGAGGAAAGGGCUGCGGUACGACGCGUAUCUACCCGACACGAGGGGCCGUGCGCCGCCCGCACCGCCCGACCUACUCGACCCUGAUGACGCGGACCUCGGGAAAAUGUGCGUCAUCUCUUAAACAUUGUCCAGAAAAACCUGAGUCGCCGCGAAGUGUUACUCGAGUAGUAAGUUCCUAUAGUACAGCCGUUAUCAUCUGGUUCUUCCAAUAAUAAACCGCUAUGUUGCUCCAAAAACGCUAACGAGUGCGAGCGAAAUGGAUGAAUAACAAUAUUUAUAUACAAGACGGAUCAGACGACGGCUGUACUAUUGACGCUAUCAAAAACAUCGCGAAUUUCACCAAAAAUGCGUUUGCGUGCGAUAUUUUGAAGGUUUCUAAGCGCAACAUUUACGCGAUUCCUUUUUUCGCGAGAUUCGCUCUUCUGGACAAGCCCUUAUAGUGCAGGAAAGUGUUACGUGAAUCAAAUGUUUGUAGUGUUGAUGCACACAAGUGACUCAAGCAUAUGAUCCAUCCAAGUUAACAAGUUGACUAUGUCAUUUUGGCCGAUUGGAUUGAACUUGUUAUUCCGCGUCACGCAUGUUAAGUUAAAUCAAGUAAACUAUUUGUGGGUGUUACAAAUGUAUUCGCAGCAUGAAGCAGAACAAAUUAUUUAUCAUGUUUAUAAAAAAGCUAGUGCAUGUACGGUGAUUUAUUCUCGACUGUCAGCCAUUCUGCUCCUAAAAAAAAAAUUAAAAGACGAUUGAAGUGCUUUCGGCCAACACAAUAGGGUCGACUGCUGGGUAUAGUUCUAUUACAGGGAUUUCUAGAACCAAAGUUCAACUAUUUUCGUGACGUCCACCUAAACUAAGGCCAAUGAAAAUAGAUAAUAAAUGUGAUUAAACAUUGACUGUUGCAUGCGAAGAUAAGACAGCUGAGCGCCAUCUAGUUAAAAUAUCGGGACACAGCAUUGUCACUAGAUGGCGCUUUAUCGAUUUCAUACAAAUCGCUGUUAACGAUCACCCAAUCGAAUAGGUAUAAAAUCUCACACUAGGCACUCUGUUAGUAUCUGCGUUAUUUUCUAUCUGUUUUUGUUGGCCUUUAUUUAGUGGGAGGGUAUACCCCACACUGCUCUUGUCGGUGCGUAGUCGCCUUUCGAGCACGUUGACCCCAUAUAUCUUUGAUCUUAGCUAAAUGUUUCGAAUACUAAGUGUCGAGAGUAGUGAACGAUAGUGCCAUGUCUCCACCGGCCAGGCAAUUUGUACCUCCGGUAUAAAAUGCCUGCUUUAUUAGAUAAACUUCUCAAAAGUUGUAUAUAAAUUAAAAAUAUCAUAUUGUUUUUAAAAUGCAUGUCAACGUUGAUAAUCCUCCGUAGCUCCAACAGUCGCAAGUACCAUGUAAAUACUACUUUUUUGUUAAUAUUACAGUAGGGUAUUAUUGGACUAUGCAAUCAAUAUAGUAUUGAAUGAAAUAAUGCCUAGGAUCAAUAUCACUUAUAUUGAAGUUUUAUUUAUAUAUGUAUUUAACAAAUAAUUGUUAAAUUAAUAUUUAACCUGUCGCUAUAAAUUAUUAUUUAACCUGUUGUGUUAAAUUUUAAAUAAUUUAACAUAGUAUCAAAAAUAAUAGCUCUAUUGUUCUACUUUAAACUACACAGUUUUUGUUUUAAUAAUCAUCAUCCACAGCCUACUAAUGCCCCACGGCUGGGCACUUGUCAUACAUAAGAUAUUGUUUUAGAACCGACGACGUUGUUCCAAGGCAGGUUAACGGGCUCUAAAAAUUAUUCUCACAUGUAAUUGAAAUCAACGGGGAAAAAGUUCUUAACGUGCUUUCCGAGGCACGGGGUUGGACAAUCCAUGUUUCUUUAAACGGGUUAACUAAAAAAAAACCAUCUGCUUAUAUUUGAUUUCGCUUGACCCAGGAAUUUUAGAAACAAAUUUAUUCCGACGUUUUAUUAACAAAUGAGACAACCCUUUUUGAAUCGGGAAUUAGCCCAGCAAAAAUUGGGACGCAUAUAAAUGAAUCGCAUGUUGAUUUGUUCCUUAAGAUAUUACAACGGUUUGAUUACCCUUACCUCGUCUUCUCGGAGUAAUGAAAAAUGUAUACGAAACAAUGUUAACCGCCUCACUAGCGAUUUUCUCGUAAGUAGGUAGGUCCCAUCGGACGUUAAAAUAGUGCACUGUCGGCUUCGGCGGUGAUUAGUUCACUUUAUGAUGUUUAAAAUAUAUACGUGAAAAUAUGUAAAAAUCAUUGAAGACAGUACAAUUUCAAAACAAACGUAAACUUGUCAGUUUCAAAAAUCACAAGUUCGCAGUAUUAUUUCAUACUAUUCUGAAGCACUAAAGGACUUUACAUUAGUUGCGCGAGGGUUAUCCACGACAAUGUAACAUGCAAAAUAUACUUACAAUAUAAAGGAACUCAAAACUGAUAUUUUAUCUAAUACAAUAUUUGUAAUAAUGAUAGUAUUUCUGAUAAAACAGUAGUGUCCAAAAAUUAAAGUCCAAAUAUCAUCCAUUCCAUAACACAGAUCUCUUUUUUUACCCUACUCAUGGGAAGGUGAUGUAUUUAAUAGAAUAUUCAAACUAUUCAAAUCUUUAAUAAACGAACCAUUAAUGAAUUACUUAAAAACAUUCUUGAAGUUUUCGGUGGAAAAAAAAAAAUAUUUACAAAAUCUAUUUAA